Molecule: messenger RNA, 867 nt
Organism: Scomber scombrus (Atlantic mackerel)
Lineage: Eukaryota; Metazoa; Chordata; Actinopteri; Scombriformes; Scombridae
Exons: 4
Coding region: 82-714 (210 amino acids)
Biological process (GO): sterol biosynthetic process
Cellular component (GO): endoplasmic reticulum
Molecular function (GO): sterol 24-C-methyltransferase activity
Source: RefSeq, a predicted model, not a curated record
GAAGAUAAAGUUUAUCACCAGCUGCAGCUACAGUGUCACCAGUGUCGUACUGAGCCACAAACGAGGUGUGUUUAUCCAGUGAUGUGGGCUGAAAAAGUUGGGAAACAGUUGGGCCACCCAACACGAUCAGUGGCAGGAUGGCUGGUCAGUAAGUUUCUCAAUAUACGGAACCGGGUCCUUGAGGAGAAUGCCGUGCAGCUUUGUGGGAUUCAGCCUGGAGACACAGUGCUGGAACUGGGUCACGGCCCAGGUCUGGGUCUGCAAUCAGCAGCCAAACUGCUCACAGAGCCCGUAGGCCACCUUAUAGGAGUGGAUUACUCAGAGUUCAUGCACCAGAUGGCUAGUGAGCAUAUGAAGGAACUUGUGGCCAGUGGUAAAGUGACCCUACACCACUGUGAUGUUGCAGCAAUGCCUCUGGCAGACAGUACUGUGGAUAAAGUCUUUCAUUGUAACUGCUAUUACUUCUGGCCUGACCUCAGGGAGGGAGCCACAGAGAUACACCGGGUAAUGAAACCGGGAGGCCUGAUGGUGACAACACUGAGGCUGUUCAAUGUGGCUACUAUGGCAGCAAAGCAAGUGAUGCCAGGGGAGAACUGGCACCCGGAAGCCUACAUGGCAGCUUUGAGAGACUCGGGUUUCACUGAUGUCAGAAUGGAAGACAAACAACACAAACACAUUACUUUUCAGGCUAUCUAUGCCACUGCCUUAAAAUGAGAGUGUAUUAAGAUUGUGAGUUUUUUCGACCUAAUUUCUGUGAUUAUGAGGUAUUGUAUGAUCACUUUGGUUUUCACAUUGUACCUUUUGAAGAUGGAAAUGUGUUUUAUAAUAAUGAUAACAUGAUCAUAAAUUGCUCUCUUCUGGCUGUAA